ACGAUGCGGAGAGAAAGAGAACCUAACUGUAUGCGCUCAGACCUCCUUAUGUCACAGGGCUGGAAUAUUGUCGGGAUUUGUUCCUCCUUUUUUGCUUCCUAACCGUGUUUCUUAAGCGCGCAGGACAGCCGUGACGGGCAUCAACAAAAUCUCUGACAUAUCCACACACUCUAUCUUGUUCUUUCCCUCUCCCCCCCCCCCCAACACACACAAACACGCACACACGCGGAUAUGGGCGGUCAUGACGGGAAAUAUGUUUUUUAAAUUCAACAUUUGGACUCCACUGAGAGAAAUAAGGUGAGAACACCGGUUACGCAUUCUCACACCCACGCACGCGCGGUGCGGAUGAUGAGCAGGAGGAUUUGAGUCAUUUUUUCUUGCUGCUGCCCUGCAAAGUUGCCAUAAAAUCUGGGCACUUGAAUCGUGACAGUAUGGCAGAAUUUUCUGCGCCGUUUGGCGCAUUCAGUGUCCGUUGUCCUCCCAGGAUAUGGUGGUCCUGGAAGGUUUUUUUUCUGCUAAGCGUCUUCUUUCACAACUACCUGAGCUCCUUGCUAGACUGUCCGCCCACUUGCACAUGUUCGCCUACAGAGAUCUACUGCAAUAGAUCAGACAACAGCAAAUUCUUCCCGCUGUUGUCUUUCCAGGGCGCCGGUAGCGCCGGGAACAGUACCGGGAGCAUCGAGGACCUUUUCCAGAACAUCACCUCCAUACACAUUGAGAACUGGACUGGUUUGCAGACCUUGCGGGAUGUGGACAUGGAGCUCUACACUGGCUUACAGAGGCUAACUAUUACGAGGAGCAACCUGCACAUGAUCCAUACUCGUGUGUUUUCCAAGAACCCCCACCUGCACUACAUAAACCUGUCCAAGAACCCCAUGUUGACCACAUUGUCCUGGCAGAUAUUUGAACAUCUGCAGCUUUUUGAACUUCAUUUAGAGGAGGUGGUGUUUGCCUGUGGCUGUGAGAUUCGUUGGCUGCAGCUAUGGCAACAGAGAGGAGAGGCGGGGCUAAGCAACCAACAGUUAUACUGUGCUGAUGACAUAGAAGGAACUGGAAGGAUGGAGGGAAGAAAGAUACAGCUGCAUGAUAUGAACAUUAGCAGCUGUGACCUGCCAGAUAUCAGUGUCAGCCACAGCAACCUCACUGUUGUCGAGGGUGAUCGAGUAACAGCAAUCUGUAAUGGCUCUGGAUUCCCGUUACCUGAAGUGGACUGGCCUGUCAACGGCUUGCACUCAAUCAAUGCACAAGAGGCCAGAGUCUAUGACAACAACACUAUUCAUUCCAUCAACAUAACUUUGGUCAAUGUGAGCAGAGACGACAACAACUUCCUGCUAACCUGCACUGCCACCAACAUAGUGGGCAUGACCAACGCUUCCGUCCAGCUAACUGUCCACUUUCCUCCCACUAUUGUGAGGUUAAUGGAGCCAGAACGGCGCCAUGACACGUGCAUAGAAUUUACUGUUCGAGGUUCACCCCACCCCACUUUACGAUGGUUCUACAAAGAUGAGGAAAUAACCCACACAGAGUAUGUGCGUCCUGAUAUGGAUAUUUAUCAGGACUACAUUGAGGGCUGCCUAACCUUUAAAAACCCAACACACCACAACAAUGGCAACUAUACUUUGGAGGCCAGCAACUACCUUGGUGUGGUCAACAGUACUGUGUACGGGCACUUCCUGGACAAGCCCUUUGAUGGUCCAGACACAGAUUAUGAUUAUGCAACACCAACAGAGGAGUCUCACAAACCGGAGGAGGAUACCUUUGGGGUCUCCAUAGCAGUAGGCUUGGCAGGGUUUGCCUGCGUGAUGCUGGUGAUUCUCUUCCUUCUCAUCAACAAAUAUGGAAGGCGCUCUAAAUUUGGCAUGAAAGGACCAGUAGCAGUGAUAAGCGGUGAGGAAGACUCUGCCAGCCCACUUCAUCAUGUGAACCAUGGGAUAAUCAGCCCCUGCACGCUGGAUGCUGGACCGGAUGCUGUGGUGAUUGGAAUGACCAGGAUCCCCAUCAUAGAGAACCCACAGUACUUCAGACAUGGACACAACUGCAACAAACCCACCACCUAUGUCCAGCAUAUUAAACGGAGGGACAUUAUUUUGAAGAGGGAGCUCGGAGAGGGAGCCUUCGGCAAGGUCUUUCUGGCUGAAUGCUACAACUUGAGCCCCACCAAGGACAAGAUGCUAGUAGCUGUAAAGACUCUAAAGGACCCCACUCUUGCAGCCAGGAAAGAUUUCCAGCGUGAGGCUGAGUUGCUGACCAAUCUCCAGCACGAGCACAUAGUGAAGUUCUACGGUGUGUGUGUGGACGGAGAUCCGCUCAUUAUGGUCUUUGAGUACAUGAAGCACGGAGAUCUAAAUAAGUUUCUCAGAGCCCAUGGACCAGACGCUAUGAUCCUGGUGGACGGACAGCCUCUGCAGACCAAUGGGGAGCUGGGUCUGUCCCAGAUGCUUCACAUAGCCAGCCAGAUUGCAGCUGGGAUGAUUUACUUGGCCUCUCAGCACUUUGUGCACCGUGAUCUGGCAACCAGGAACUGCCUGGUGGGGAAUGGCCUUCUGGUGAAAAUAGGAGACUUUGGCAUGUCAAGGGACAUUUACAGCACAGAUUAUUACAGGGUGGGAGGUCACACUAUGCUGCCUAUCCGCUGGAUGCCUCCAGAGAGCAUCAUGUACAGGAAGUUCACCACAGAGAGUGAUGUGUGGAGCUUUGGAGUCAUCCUGUGGGAGAUCUUCACUAACGGCAAGCAACCGUGGUUCCAGCUCGCCAAUAAUGAGGUGAUAGAGUGCAUUACUCAGGGCAGGGUACUGGAGCGUCCAAGGCUCUGUCCCAAAGAAGUCUACGACAUGAUGCUAGGCUGCUGGCAGAGGGAGCCACAACAGCGCCUCAACAUUAAAGACAUUCAGAAGAUGCUGUUCACUCUGAUGAAAGCCACACCAGUCUAUCUGGACAUACUAGGUUAGGGAUGGAUAUGAGAGGAAAAUAAUCUGAUGACUUUAAGGUUGGAUUAGAUCAUAAAAUGAGGACACUGGGCCAU
This is a messenger RNA of Plectropomus leopardus (leopard coralgrouper), 3022 nucleotides long. Its product is annotated as NT-3 growth factor receptor. The record is from RefSeq and is a predicted model, not a curated record. Gene Ontology annotation, molecular function: neurotrophin receptor activity; transmembrane receptor protein tyrosine kinase activity; ATP binding. Gene Ontology annotation, biological process: positive regulation of kinase activity; protein phosphorylation; positive regulation of phosphatidylinositol 3-kinase/protein kinase B signal transduction. Gene Ontology annotation, cellular component: signaling receptor complex; axon; plasma membrane. NCBI's taxonomy places the organism in Eukaryota, Metazoa, Chordata, Actinopteri, Perciformes, Serranidae.